UACUCACUGCGUGCCCAUCACCCGUGGUGUCCCAUGUCCUUACUCUGAGCUUGUCGCUUCCUUCUUGCCUCUCUUCAGACACAGCUGUGACCCACCUACAGUUAGGCCUGACCUUGGCUGGGCCUCUGGGGAGUCGCUUUUUGCCCAAGAUCUCUAACCAGACCUGGCGGCCAUGUCUGCUGCGCCCGGCCUCCUGCACCAGGAGCUGACCUGUCCGCUGUGCCUGCAGCUGUUCGAUGCGCCUGUGACGGCCGAGUGCGGCCACAGCUUCUGCCGCGCCUGCCUGGGCCGCGUGGCAGGGGAGCCCGCGGCGGACGGCACGGUGCUCUGCCCGAGCUGCCAGGCACCCACGCGGCCGCAGGCGCUCAGCACCAACCUGCAGCUGGCGCGCCUGGUGGAGGGGCUGGCGCAGGUGCCGCAGGGCCACUGCCAGGAGCACCUAGACCCGCUGAGCAUCUACUGCGAGCAGGACCGGGUGCUCGUGUGUGGCGUGUGCGCCUCGCUCGGGUCGCACCGCGGCCACCGCCUGCUGCCCGCCGCCGAAGCCCACGCGCGCCUCAAGACACAGCUGCCACAGCAGAAGCUGCAGCUGCAGGAGGCAUGUAUGCGGAAGGAGAAGAGCGUGGCUGUGCUGGAGCAUCAGCUGGUGGAGGUGGAGGAGACGGUGCGUCAGUUCCGGGGGGCAGUGGGGGAGCAGCUGGGCAAGAUGCGCUUGUUCCUGGCUGCGCUGGAGGGUUCCUUGGACCGCGAAGCCGAACGUGUGCGGGGUGAGGCAGGGGUCGCCUUGCGGCGGGAGCUGGGGAGCCUGAAUUCUUACCUGGAGCAGCUGCGGCAGAUGGAGAAGGUGCUGGAGGAGGUGGCAGACAAGCCGCAGACUGAGUUCCUCAUGAAAUACUGCCUGGUGACCAGCAGGCUACAGAAGAUCCUGGCAGAGUCACCACCACCUGCCCGGCUGGACAUCCAGCUGCCCGUCAUCUCAGAUGACUUCAAAUUCCAGGUCUGGAGGAAGAUGUUCCGAGCUCUGAUGCCAGCGCUGCAGGAGCUGACCUUUGACCCGAGCACGGCCCACCCGAGCCUGGUGCUGUCCUCCUCGGGCCGCCGCGUGGAGUGCUCGGAGCAGAAGGCGCCGCCGGCCGGAGAGGACCCAUGCCAGUUCGACAAAGCGGUGGCCGUGGUGGCACAACAGCUGCUGUCUGAGGGCGAGCACUACUGGGAGGUGGAGGUGGGCGACAAGCCGCGCUGGGCGCUGGGCGUGAUCGCGGCCCAGGCCGGUCGCCGAGGCCGGCUGCACGCGGUGCCCUCGCAGGGCCUCUGGCUGCUCGGGCUGCGGGAGGGCAAGAUCCUGGAGGCUCACGUCGAGGCCAAGGAGCCGCGCGCCCUGCGCACCCCGGAGAAGCGGCCCACGCGCAUCGGGAUCUACCUGAGCUUCGGCGAUGGCGUCCUCUCCUUCUACGACGCCAGCGACCCCGACGCGCUAGAGCUGCUCUUCGCCUUCCACGAGCGCCUGCCCGGGCCGGUGUACCCCUUCUUCGACGUGUGCUGGCACGACAAGGGCAAGAACGCGCAGCCGCUGCUGCUCGUGGGCCCCGACAGCGGCGGGGAGGCCUGA
Messenger RNA from Hippopotamus amphibius kiboko, 1609 nucleotides. It is a transcript of the gene TRIM72, whose product is annotated as tripartite motif containing 72. The coding region runs from base 173 to 1609 and encodes 478 amino acids. The record is from RefSeq and is a predicted model, not a curated record. The transcript is spliced from 7 exons. Gene Ontology annotation, molecular function: protein binding; zinc ion binding. NCBI's taxonomy places the organism in Eukaryota, Metazoa, Chordata, Mammalia, Artiodactyla, Hippopotamidae.